Messenger RNA from Echinococcus granulosus, 573 nucleotides. RefSeq lists its product as hypothetical. NCBI's taxonomy places the organism in Eukaryota, Metazoa, Platyhelminthes, Cestoda, Cyclophyllidea, Taeniidae. Bases 1 to 573 code for a protein of 190 amino acids. The record is from RefSeq and is a predicted model, not a curated record. The transcript has 2 exons.
AUGUUCUCACAUUCUUACAUUUUUGCCAUUCUUAAGGUGAAAUUUAUUGCCAUUUAUCUCAUUGUAACUGCCACCAAUGUCUCAGCCUUACACGUCUUCGGUGAAUGGAGUACAGACAAGGUCUACACAUUCGUGGCCCGUUUUGCUUUUCAAAAGACCGCCGUCGAUGAAGUAGAAGCCACUCGAGGCUACAUCUUUGGCAAUGUUACCAGCUUGGACCCCGCAUUCAAUUCCUCCACAAGGCUGCCACCAGCAACUCUGGUGGUAGUGGAUGGUGAGUACGUAACUGAUCUAUACGGCAACGCUAGCCGACCUGUGCAAUUCUUCGGCGACGUCUCGAAUAAGUCGCACCUCAGUCUCUGGCUUGCCGAGACAGCACGGUGUCGGACCAUGUUCUCGCGCAUCAACACUCUUGCCUGGCACCGCAAAUGCGGUCCUAAAGCCAAAAUGGACUUCUUGCGGCAGGUGCCCUGUACCACUGGAGAUGUCUGCUCCGAGGAGGAUGAUCGGUCUCGUGUUCAACCCGAAGCGCAAUUCACUUUUACGGUCCAGGAUCGUCGGCAACCUCGGUAG